UCAUGUUAUCAAAAAUCAACAUAAACACUUUAUAUAUUCUUCUUGGCUCGUAGAAUUUGGAAACUGUUCUUAGUUGAUUAACCCUUGGGCAAAAAGAAAGUUCUUGGAAAUUGCUUGGAAAACAACCAAUAACGGAUAUCAGUUUUGCAUUUAUUGACAUUUACCGCCGCUGAUAAAAUAUUGCGUUUUCACCGCUUGUUGUGUAUUUAUCAUCUGUGUCGAGAUCUCGGUUUCUCAAGAAUGCACAGGUCUUUGGAAAAAGUCCUUCUAUGCCUGCUGUUUUGCCUUAAUUUUGUAGAUGGGAGCAAACAACAUUACGAUGACUUGGAAAGACUCCAAAACGACUUAUUCGCAAACUACAGUACAAACAUCAUUCCACAAAAAGAGAAGACAACUGCAGUAAAAGUAAAGUUUGAUAUAGCUCUCAAUCAAAUCAUUGACUUGGAUGAAAGAUUGCAAACCAUGACUACCAUUGUGUGGGUGAGACUGUAUUGGAGCGACUUCAGAUUAAAGUGGAACAGCUCUACGUAUGGAGGAAUUAAGUCUUUUGUCACUUCUUCAAAGAAAGUCUGGCUUCCAGAUAUCACCCUGUACAACAACGCAAACGACAAUUACGACAAAGAAAAAGAGGAAUAUUAUGGUCUCACAAUAAAUUCCAAUGGUAACAUAGGCUGGUUCUAUCCGACAAUAUUUAAAAGUUCCUGCACUAUUGACGUCACUUAUUUUCCCUUUGAUGAUCAGAAAUGCAUCCUCAAGUUUGGCUCUUGGUCAUAUCACGGCCUGAGUUUGGACAUAUUCCACACUGGACCAGGUGACAUAGAGGCUUUCACAGAUAAUGGCGAAUGGGUUCUAGUCGCUAUGCCUGUAACCAAGUUCAUUACCAAAUAUCGGUGUUGCCCAGAGCCUUAUCCAUUCAUUACCUACAAUGUUGUAAUUCGUCGUCGAACUAUGUAUUACAUCCUGAAUUUCUUAACACCUUGCGUGCUCAUGUCAGCCUUAACAAUCUUGGGUUUUUUCCUUCCCGUGGAGUCUGGCGAGAGGAUGAAUGUGGGUGUGACGGUACUGCUGUCGCUAACUGUAAUACUUCUUUUGUUAGCCGAGGAGCUUCCAGCCACGUCGGAGGUAGUACCUCUUAUUUCACGUUACUACACUAUUACAAUGAUUAACGUUUUCAUCUCGAUUGUUUUCACGUGCGUUGUCCUCACGUUCCACCACCAUGCACCGACCCCUCUGCCAGCCUGGGUACGACUCUUUAUUUGUCAAUGGUGCGCAAACGCACUACGGGUGAAGAGAAACAGCAAUAUAAACGAAUCGUGCCUCCCGGCAAGAAGGUUCUUUAAAAAUCGCAGCAUGAGGAGACACUCACUUGGGGAGAGGCUUUACAGCGAGGAAAACGCAGAGAAUGCUACGACAAAUCCAUUUAGUGACGCAAACCAUUCACAGCCACCCGGGUCAGCAUCGACUACAUCAAUCCAACUAAAGAAACUCGACGAUAGAAAUCCAAAUUUGCGGAGGCGAACAAAUCAAGUUUCAAAAAAGUCUGAAGCUUUGGACGUUCUUGUACAAAGGACUAAGAAAGACGACGAGAAAGAAAGACAUGUCGAAGAAUGGCACUUUGCUGCCAAGGUACUUAAUAGAUUGUUCAUGUGGAUUGUUCUGUUCCUAGUUGUAUUCAACUGUCUCAGUGUUUUAUUUUCGGCUCCGAGUGAGAAUCUCAGCUAGACUCGAUUAAUAUUUGUUAAUAAGGGAAAGUUCGCAUUUAAAAGGGCUUAAAUGUUAACAGAGGGUUCGUAUGUAGUGAAUGGAUAUCUGGAGACCUCGAUCCCUACGCCGCGUAGUUCAAUUGUUCCAUUCCAUGCGCGCUUAGCAGCUCGCCAGGAGAAUUGAAUUUAGGAAUAAUAGCUGGUAUGACGUGUGGUAUGGUAGACGUAUGGAACUUGCUUCCCCAAUAAAAAAUGAUACGGAUUGUCCAGAAAUAUUAUAGAAUGAUUAUCUAUUCCUGGAUAAGGUGAUAAAAUAUCUAAAUAAGAUUAAAUGAGAAGAAACCGAGAAUCUAUUGAUAAAUUCUACAACAAUGACACGGAAGAAUAGUUUUAACAACCGAAUGAAACGCGGAAAGAGAAAAUAUGCCCCGCCAGAAAAUAGCAAUAUAAUUAAAAGGGAUGAGUCAUUCAUAAAUGACAGCUGCAUGAAAAUAAAACAUACAUAAAGUCACUCUUAAUGCCAGUUUUUUUAUUGUUCUGGCGGUACGCACUGAUGACCAACAGGCUACUGAGCAACAACACUCUCUUGGACCCUGCGGAAAUAUGAGCUUUCUUCCAUGAAGUAGUCCUUCCAAAAUGUUGCAUUGCAGGACAAACCAAAUGUAAUAAACAUGGAAUAAAACAAGUAAGGCUUUAAUAAUAUGGGUAAUAAAACGUUAUCACGGAUAACAAUUCAUGAUCAUUCUGAACUCCAGUAAAGAUAAUUAUACGGAGACGUGGUUGUUUCAACUUUGAUGUAAACCCCACAUUGUAAAAUAGUGUUUGAACAUUCAUUUUCCAAUGCAUGAUAAAAAAAAUAAACCAGCUUUGCUUGGGGCUUUAAAGUUAUAU
Messenger RNA from Pocillopora verrucosa, 2594 nucleotides. RefSeq names its product neuronal acetylcholine receptor subunit alpha-7. Gene Ontology annotation, biological process: regulation of membrane potential; nervous system process; monoatomic ion transmembrane transport. Gene Ontology annotation, cellular component: plasma membrane; postsynaptic membrane; synapse. The record is from RefSeq and is a predicted model, not a curated record. Lineage: Eukaryota; Metazoa; Cnidaria; Anthozoa; Scleractinia; Pocilloporidae. Gene Ontology annotation, molecular function: transmembrane signaling receptor activity; acetylcholine-gated monoatomic cation-selective channel activity.